Messenger RNA from Arabidopsis arenosa, 3211 nucleotides. NCBI's taxonomy places the organism in Eukaryota, Viridiplantae, Streptophyta, Magnoliopsida, Brassicales, Brassicaceae. The record is from the annotation of a GenBank genome assembly.
GACAAACUCUCAAGUCCGAUCAGAAACGAGAACAAAAGAGAAGAGAUUGAAUUUUGGUGGCACCAUGUUCAAGAGAGACGACUACAUUCUGGCAGGGUUUCGCCCGAUCCAUGCUUCUGCGUAAACCCAUUUCAGAAACUGCAGAAUUACGCAAGACUUUUGCGGACUACUCCUUAAUUUCUCGAGAUUUAGGUCCAAAGAUUCUGAUAGGAGCCAACGAUAAGGACAAUUUCAGAAAAGAGAAAGAUCGUGUAGGUAGUAGAUACAGAGUCCAAGGAGCCUUCCCGGGUCUGUAUGAGCUCGGUCAUGACCAUGGCCGAAAAGAUGAUGUUCUUGUGGCUAAUCUUGGUCAACCUGAAAGCAUUAGAUCUCGGCUCCGUGGCAACCGAACUGAAGAGAAGAAGUAUGAUUCUGCAGAAGAGAGAGAGGUCAGUUCUGAUGCAGCUGAGAAGGAGAUUAAUUCUCUUCCAUCUAUACUUAGACUCAGUCCGUCCAGACCUCAACCGGUUUCAGAGAGACAUGAUGACAUUGUUGAUGAGUCUGACUCUGCUUCUGUUUGUGGAGUCUUACUAGAAGAUGGUACUACUUGCACUACAAUUCCAAUCAAAGGAAGAAAGAGAUGCGCAGAGCAUAAAGGGAAGAAGCUUUCACGUGUUUCCCCCGAAAAUCACAUACCGUGUGAAGUUCCCACCGCAAGAGAAUCCAAAGAAACUGAGGAUACAUGUGGAGUGAUUUUACCUGAUAUGUGGCUCUUUGGUAGAAAACAAGAAGCUGAAGUAGGACCGUUUUCAGCAUGGAAUAUUACUGGCACAUAUAAAGACUACUUAUCAAAAGUGGGUAUCUCAGGAACUUGGAAGUUUCUGAAUUCCGUAAAUAGCUCUUCAAAAUUCCAAGACUUUCAAAAAGAAAUGUGGCUCUUUGGUAGAAAACAAGAAGCUGAAGUAGGACCGUUUUCAGCAUGGAAUAUUACUGGCACAUAUAAAGACUACUUAUCAAAAGUGGGUAUCUCAGGAACUUGGAAGUUUCUGAAUUCCGUAAAUAGCUCUUCAAAAUUCCAAGACUUUCAAAAAGAAAUGUGGCUCUUUGGUAGAAAACAAGAAGCUGAAGUAGGACCGUUUUCAGCAUGGAAUAUUACUGGCACAUAUAAAGACUACUUAUCAAAAGUGGGUAUCUCAGGAACUUGGAAGUUUCUGAAUUCCGUAAAUAGCUCUUCAAAAUUCCAAGACUUUCAAAAAGAAAUGCUUGGAAUUAUCUCCUCUCAAGUCUUUCAAGAAUCUGCAAGAGACAGAUUACUGAAACGGAAACUUUUCCAAUACGGUUUACUUUUCAGCUACUCUGAUCUUCGAUUCUCUUGUACUUCAGCUCCAGUACUAAAUGAGAUGGAGAAGCACUGUAAUAUCGAAAUAGCAGCUCAAGUAUCCCGUGUGGCUUCUAGUGAAAAUAAUGGAGACAAAAAUUAUUAUCGCAUGGAAGGAUUGAUGGAGAGUCCUGGGGGAAUUUCUACCUCAAGACAAUUGCAGGCGAGUGAAGAGCCUGUAUCAUCACCUUUGUCAUCUCCAGCUCUGUUGGGUAGUGGAAAAGAAGAUGAGCAGAAGAUUAUCCCAAAGCGUCAGAAAGUUCAGGCUGUCCUCAAGUCCAUGAAGCAGAGUCCUAGGAAGGUCAACCUGGUUGCAGCACUAGUCCGUGGCAUGCGUGUCAAACGGGCUUCACAAACCGUGUACCGGGUUAUCCACGCUGCCCUGGGAAAUGCUACUCAUAAUCAUGGACUAGAUCCUGACCGUCUCCUUGUUGUCUCAAGCUACACCGCGGUGGCUAAAGCGAUCAUGGUUCUCUUCUCGCCUCGAAAUAUCAUUCGUUGGGAACUGGAACAGAUUUACGAGACAGCUAAAAAGGAGAUGGCCUCCUUGGAACGUAAGUGGGAAGAGCAGAUCGAGACAACUAAAAAGGAGAUAGCUUCCUUGGAACGUAAGUGGGAAGAGCAGAUCAAGACAUGUGAAAAGGUGGACGAGCUGAUCGAGACAUGUAGAUUGAUCUUGGAACAGCAGAAGAAGAAAUACAUAUUGAUCUCUUACGCUUUAACCGAGAUUAAAUCCAUGGCUUCACGAACGGGGUUGGAUCCUCAGGAAAUUAAAGAAAUGUGCAGAAAUCUUGAAAGCAAACAAGAUAAGAAAUCAUUGAAUCUGUCCCCAGAUGACAAUAUGCAUGUGGAGGGGUUUGCACUAAGUGUCUUUGCAAAGGCAGACAAGCAGGAUCGUGCAGGAAGAGCUGACUUGGGCACUGCCAAAACUUUUUAUGCUGCGGCAAUCUUCUUUGAAACUCUGAGCCAGUUUGGCCCUGUACCUCCUGAUAUAGAGCAGAAACAGAAGUACGCUGCUUGGAAGGCUGCUGACAUAAGGAAAGCCAUUAAAGAAGGAAGGAAGCCCACUCCAGGUGAUCCUGUUGAUGAUGAUAAUGAUUUACCCAUCCCAUCAAGCGGUCCUAGUGGCUCCUAUGAUCACGGUGCAAAUGUCCCGCCUCCACCACCGUCUUCUUACCCUUCCAACGAUCUCCUUCCCCCUCCCACGGGACCAUCAGACUCCCCUUACCAGCAUCCUUACAGUCAUCAACCAUACCACCAAGACCCGUCACAACACAUGCCGCCACCACAAAACUACUCAGCCCAUGAGCCUUCUCCAAAUUCUCUCCCCAAUUUCCAAUCUUAUCCUAGCUUCAGUGAGAGCAGCCUCCCAUCCACUCCUCCCCACUACCCUUCUCACUACCAAAACCCAGAACCUUACUAUUCUUCUCCGCAUUCCGCACCUGCUCCUUCUUCCGCAAGCUUCUCCUCUGCUCCUCCUCCUCCACCUUACUCAUCAAACGGGCGUAUCAAUAUUGCUCCUGUGCUAGAUCCUGCACCGAGUCCAGCUCAGAAGUACCAUUACGACAGCAGCUACCAGCCAGGGCCUGAGAAGGUUGCAGAGGCACACAAGGCUGCUAGAUUCGCUGUGGGAGCUUUGGCUUUUGAUGAAGUCUCGACUGCUGUAGAACAUCUCAAGAAGUCACUUGAGUUGCUAACAAAUCCAUCGGCCGGUGCCGGUCACUGAAUUUUAUAUUUAAUCUGUGAAACUUGGGGUUGAUGUUAGUGCGUGUGUGUGCUCACAAUCACAUCGUGGGUUUGUUUAUUAACUUUUCAGGCUCAGACUUCGUGUACAAAGAAAAAUGGUGUGAAUUA